Fragaria vesca subsp. vesca is the source of this 4311-nucleotide messenger RNA. Its product is annotated as putative disease resistance protein At3g14460-like. The transcript has a single exon. Lineage: Eukaryota; Viridiplantae; Streptophyta; Magnoliopsida; Rosales; Rosaceae. The record is from RefSeq and is a predicted model, not a curated record. The coding region runs from base 1 to 4311 and encodes 1436 amino acids. Gene Ontology annotation, biological process: defense response to other organism. Gene Ontology annotation, molecular function: ADP binding.
AUGGCUAUUGGAGAGGCUUUUCUCUCUGCCUUUCUUCAAGUUUUGUUUGAUAGACUAGCUUCCAAUGAAUUUGUAGGCCUACUAUGUGGCAGGAAAUACGAUGAUUUGCUGGAUAAGUUGAAGAUCACCUUGCUGACGGUUACCACGUUGCUUAAUGAUGCUGAGGAGAAGCAGUUUUACAACACUGCAGUGAAGAAGUGGCUACACAUGACUAAGGAUGCUCUAUAUGAUGCAGAGGACAUACUCGAUGAGCUAGCUAGUGAAUCGCAUACCAACAUGAAUAAGGUAUGGAAUUGGAACCCUAUUUCCACCCCUCGCAGUCCAUCUACUAGAGGGAUAGAAUCUAAAUUGAUGAAGAUCAUUGAGAGGUUGGAGUUAAUUGCCAAAUAUAAAAAUGUUUUAGGCCUGAAAGACAAUGUUGGAGAGAGGUUGUUUGGGUUUAGGCUUAGAUCACCAACAACUUCGUUGGUGGAUGAAUCAUGUGUUUAUGGCAGGAGCUAUGAUAAAGAGAAGAUAAUUCAAUUUCUAGUACAGGAUGAACCAGCAACUCGCAAAGUUGGUGUAGUUCCUAUAGUGGGCAUGGGUGGCAUUGGAAAAACAACUCUUGCUCAACUGGUUUACAAUGAUGUCAUAGUGGAAAGGCGUUUUGAUUUGAAAGUUUGGAUAUUUGUAUCUAGUCACUUUGAUCCAGUGAGGGUCACAAAAACAAUGCUUUGGUCAGUCCAUUCAGAAAAAGUUGAUAUUGAUGACUUGAAUUUGCUACAAGUUUGUUUGAAAGAAAAAUUGGCUGGGAAGAGGUUCUUGCUCGUUUUAGAUGAUGUUUGGAACAAAAGAAGUCAUGAUUGGGAUCUCUUGUGGAUGCCUUUGGAAGUAGGGAAAAGUGGAAGUAAGAUAAUAGUCACGACACGGAAUAGUGAUGUUGCCUCGAGCAUGGGGACUGUACCAGCUUAUCAUUUGAGCGGUUUAUCAUUCGAAGAUUGUUGGUUAUUGUUCAUGAGUCAGGCAUCAGAGAACAGAAUCAUCGAUGUUAUUUUUCAGGCCAUUGGCAAGGAUAUUGUGAAAAGGUGUGACGGUUUGCCCUUGGCAGUGAAAAGAUUUGGAAUCCUACUGCUGUCAAGAACUGAAGAAGAUGAGUGGAAAGACAUUUUAAAUAGGCCAAUAUGGGAUCUACCAGAUGAUGAAAGUAACAUACUUCAAACUUUAAGCCUAAGCUAUCAUCACCUUCCUGCUCAUUUGAAGCCUUGUUUUGCAUACUGUUCCAUUUUCCCAAGAGAAUUUGAGCUGGACAAGGAUUCACUUGUUUUAUUAUGGAUGGCAGAAGGUUUCCUUCAACAACCUAAAGGAAAUAAAAAGUUGGAAGCUGUGGGUGGUGAGUAUUUUCAUGAGCUAGUAUCCCGAUCAUUUCUUCAACAGUCUGUUCACAACAGAUCACGAUAUAUAAUGCACAACCUCAUGCAAGAGCUAGCUCACUUUGUUUCUGGAGAAUUCUGUUUCAGGUUAGAAGAAAAAGUUGAGGAUGGUAAUGAACACAAAGCUUUUGAGAAGGCUCGUCAUUCUUCCUAUAUUCGUCGUCAACGUGAGGUAACAACAAGGUUUGAGUCCUUCAGCAGACUUGAGCGCUUACGUACCUUCCUUCCAUUGGAUUCAACAGAUGGAAUUGGUGUAAGCUAUUUGGCUAAGAAAGUCCCUCAUGAUCUGCUGCCCAAGUUAAGACGUUUACGAGUGCUAUCUUUCGGUGCAUGUCGUAUUACAGAACUGCCUGAAUCACUUGGCAAUUUAAAACAUCUUCGCUAUUUGGACCUUUCUCGCACUGCAAUUAAAGGGUUGCCUGAUUCAAUGACUAUGCUUUGCAACUUACAGACAUUGAUAUUAUCAGAAUGUCGCUCUCUCACUGAGUUGCCAGUAGGGAUGGGGAACUUAACAAGCCUUCGUCAUCUUCAUAUUAAUGGAAGCAGACUAGAAGAGAUGCCACCACAAAUGUGUACAUUGAAGAAUCUUCAAACCUUGUCAGAGUUCAUGGUUGGUAGAAACAGAGGAUGGGGAAUUAGAGACUUGAAGGACAUGCUGCAACUUAAGGGCUCGCUUCACAUUUCUGGAUUGCAGAAUGUUGUUAAUUUUGUAGAUGCAAUGGAGGCUAAUCUGAAGGGAAAGCAGGAACUUGAGAACUUGGUGUUCCAAUGGAGUGAAAGUUUUAAUCGUUCACUCAAUGAUAAGAUGCCACAAAUUCACAGGAACCUUGAAGAUCUCAGCACCAGAGGCCAUAGUGUUUCAAGAUUUCCUAGUCUCAAGGAAACCAUGGAGGUUUCUGCAUUGGAACCGAGAAACAGUGUGGAUAUUGCAAGAAAUGAAAGAGUUGAAGUGGUUGUACUUGAGAUGCUGCAACCUCAUAAAAAUAUAAAAGGAAUCACAGUGAAAGACUAUGGAGGCACAAGAUUUCCUAGUUGGAUUGCAUCCCCAUUGUUCUCCAAUAUCAUAUUUUUAAAAGUUACUGAUUGCAGGAAGUGUAUAGAACUACCAGCACUUGGGCAACUCCCUUCGCUCAAACAUCUAAUUCUUGAAGGGAUGGAUGGCAUUAAAAGUAUAAGUGCUGAGUUUUAUGGGAAUCGUUACUCUCCUGUCCUUCCAUUCCCAUCGUUGGAAACUCUAAAGUUGAACCGGAUGAUAAACUGGGAGGACUGGUCAUCUUCUGGGGUUGAAGGUAGGGGAGACUUGCGUUGCCUACAGAAGAUUGAAAUUCUAAAUUGUCCGAAGCUUAGAAGUUUUUCACAGCACUUUUCUUCCUUGAGAGAAAUGAGAAUCAAGUGGUGUGAAGAACUGGUUGCUAUUGCAUGCUUUUCAAAUACUGAUAAUGCCUUAGGUAGAGGCAUAGAAUUCCCUUGCCUCCUCGAACUUUCUAUAUGGACAUGUCCCAAGUUGAAGAGAUUGCCUUGUCUCUUUCCUUCUCUGAAAUUACUUGAGAUAAAUGGAUGUCAAGAACUAGAAGAACUUCCCAACCUCCCUUCGAUCCAUGAGUUGGAACUUAAAAAUUGCAAUGAGGGGGUAUUACAAAGUAUAGGUGGACUUGCCUCCGUUACUUACUUGCGUUUGAAUCAAAUUCCCAAUCUUGCAUGUCUACUUGAAGGGUUUCUGCAAAACUUAACAGCUCUUGAAGAGUUGCAGAUUGCGGAUCUAAGUGAGAUCAUCACUUUGUCUAAUGACAUUGGAUUGCAAAACCUGUUGCACCUCAAGCACCUGGAAAUUUCAGAAUGUCCAUUCCUGAAAGAGCUACCACAAUGCUUGUACAAACUCUCCUCUCUUAAGGAGCUUAGAGUGUGGAGAUGUCCAUCACUUGUAUCAUUUCCAGACACAGGCUUUCCUUCCACACUUAGAGGCCUUGAAAUCAAGGGUUGCGAGUCUCUGCAGUUCCUACCACAAUGGAAGAUGCACAAUGACGAGAGGUCCUCUCCGUUUGAGUAUUUGGUAAUUGAAGACUGUUCUUCUCUCAAGUCUUUACCAGGAGGAAAGCUUCCUAGCACACUUAAACACAUUGAAAUCCAAAACUGUAAAAGUUUGGAUUCCCUCCCAGAGGACAUGAUUCAGAAUAACACUUGUCUUGAAUUCCUUAACAUUUCCGGGUGUCAUUCUGUCAUGUCCUUUCCGGAAGGUACUUUUGGGCUCCCUGCAGUCACAUCUAACAUGGUGAUGAACCUUAAACAACUCAUCAUCAACAACUGCACCAAACUCAAGUUGAUACCUAAAGGUCUCCACAAUCUUAUCCAUCUCAGCAACUUAGAAGUUGCUGAGUGUCCACUUCUCGAGGCUAUUACAGAAUUUGGCUUGCCAACCUCCAUGCUGCAGUCAAUCAAAAUCUCCAACUGCCAAAGCCUCAAGUCCCUGCCAAAUCACAUGUACAACCUCACAUGUCUUCAACAACUAUCUAUAGAAGGUUGUUCCAAUCUUGUGUCAUUUCCAGAGGGUGGCUUGCCUACCAAUCUAUUGUUGCUUUCAAUCUUGGAUUGCGAGAAACUCUUACCAACAUUUGAGUGGGGGUUGCAUGGGCUCACAUGUCUCACCAACCUCACCUUUGGCGGUUGUGAAGCUCUUGUGUCGUUCCCAGAGGACUGGCUGUUGCCUACCACUUUAUCCUCUCUUCAACUUCAAAGAUUGCCAAAUCUUGAAUCCCUUCCGAAGAGGCUGAAUGAUCUCACCUCUCUGGAUAGUCUGGAGCUAUCAGAAUGUGACAAACUUCAAACCUUUUCUGAAGAGGAGCAACCAAAGAUGCUUCAGAAUUUUGAAAUUUUGGGUUUCCCUCUUACAAGUGGUUUUGUCUAA